AUGAAUUGCAUACUUGCCUUUCUUCUGCUAACAGGAGACCAAACCAAAGAAAAUAAUCGUCUAGCUACUAUGCCAUUGAGUGGGCAUCAAGAUUAUUACAGAAUGUACGCACCAAACGAAAUGCGGCAUUUCCGAGGCGUCGAGGCCGGCAGUGACGUUAUUUUGGCCAAGAGUCAAAUAAGAGGACCAGGCACACAUAUGGCAGUUUAUUGCUCUCCUUCCAAAAGUUUAAGAUAUAUAGCGGAGUAUAUUAGUAAAGGCGCUGAUCACCUGGACGAACUGUCGGCGUAUGGCUUUCACCAGGAUCUUUCUCAAGAAACCAAAUGUCUCGAACACAUUGAAGCGGAAUUCAGAAACUCACCGGUUACAACGGACAUCCCAAUCAGAAAGUUUUCGGAAAAAAUAGAGUGCAGUAAAAGUACAAUCUACAGCUUAGCUUUUCAAAACCAUUUUUGUAUCCAAAACAACGUGGACGAAAUACUUACGCCUUUUAAUCCUCAUCGUCGCCGAAUAGCUAUUGAAUUUUUCUUUCGCAUGCCUCAUGUCGUACUCAAUGGUAAACUAAUUUUGCAAACCGAAGCCAAUGGUCUACAAACUGCAAUGGCGUGGUAUCAAGGUUAUUUAAAUAUAUUUCAAAAGAAAAAAUCUCUUCACACUUGGUAUCCAGUAAAACGAUCAUUACAGGAUACGGAGGAUUUUGAUUACAUCAUCGAUUAUAUAGCCGAAUCUUUCAUCGAGCUUAGAUCUAUUAAGUCUUUGCUGACACAAGGUGGAAAUACCAUUAGUCCAACACUAAUUGAUGCUCUGAGGUUGAGGGAAGAUCACCACGUCAAUAAAGAGCUCUACAUCAAACAACAAUUAGGUAUCCUCCGUCAGAAAAAUUUAAGAUUACCUGAGUCAAUCGCGGAAGGUUUAAUUGGUCCAUUUGUGAAAUAA
Molecule: messenger RNA, 936 nt
Organism: Blumeria graminis f. sp. triticale
Lineage: Eukaryota; Fungi; Ascomycota; Leotiomycetes; Helotiales; Erysiphaceae
Source: the annotation of a GenBank genome assembly